CGCUCACUUGUCACCGUUUCUUCCUAAGAUACCGUAAUGGGCAUCCUAGAUGCUAAUGAGUUCGAUCGAAUGAAGGAGCUAAAGGAGUUGGAUGACGUGAAGACUGGCGUCAAGGGCCUCGUCGACGAAGGGAUAACAGGAAUACCGAACAUCUUCCUCAGACCAGCCAGUGAACUUGCUGAUGACAAGAUCAAUCUCUCUAUAAGCGACGUCUAUCUUCCGGUCGUCGACCUUAGCCAAAUCCAAUCGCCGGAGAGGCGCAAAACGAUCGUUGAUGAAGUUAAGGCUGCGUCGAGUGAGUGGGGGUUCUUCCGGCUGGUCAACCAUGGUGUCCCGCAUAGUCUGAUGGAGGACAUGCUGCAGGCAAUCCGUGAGUUCCAUGAGGGCGACCCCGAGGAGAAGAAGCGGCUCUACUCGCGAGACGCAAAGAGGACCCUGCUAUACUAUACCAACUACAGCUUCUACCACGCGCGGAGCCUGAGCUGGAGGGACAGCUUUGCCGUGAUGUCGCAUUUGUCCGACCCGCUCGAGCUCCCAGCCGCUUGCAGGGAGGCGAUAUGGGAGUACAGGAAGCAGAUGAGAGUGCUUGGAGGUUUGCUCUUGGAGUUGCUGUCUGAAGCUCUAGGGCUCAAACCACGGCACUUGAUAGAGAUGGGGUGUGGCAAGAAACACGACUUGGUGUGCCAUUAUCAUCCCCCAUGUCCAGAGCCAGAUCGGACCUGGGGAUCAACGCAGCACAGAGACCCCUUCUUCUUGACUGUGCUCUUGCAGGACCAGGUCGGUGGCCUCCAAGUCCUACAUCAGGAUCACUGGGUUGAUGUCAAACCUGUCCCUGGCAGCUUUGUGGUCAACAUUGGGGACUUUCUACAGAUCGUAUCAAAUAACAAAUUCAGGAGCGUAGAGCACCGGGUGCAAGCGAGUCGAGUGGGCCCUAGAAUUUCAGCGGCCCUCUUCAUGACCACGGAAUCAGGCCCAUCGGAGAAGGCCUUCGGCCCAAUCAAAGAGCUCGUGUCCGAAGAAAACCCUCCUUUGUACGGGGACUCUCGACCAAGUGAAUACUUUUCCUUGUUCCAGCAGAGGAAGAUUUCCUCAGUCCAAGGAGGCAAAGAGCAAGAGUAGCAUAUGGUUGCCAUAGUCAUUUUCCAAUAAGGUUGCUUGUGCAACGUAGUUCAGUGGAUUAUGAGGAUGGCCGCUUGAAUGUACUGAUUCUUAUAGCUUUGGUGAAUUAUGAGGUUAUUAUGUCCUAUCGUCUUACUACGAUGUGAAGUAGUACAUUGCGAGGACAACUUCAAAUUUCCCUGCUCUGAUAAAACUUUUAUUAAGUUCUUCUUCACAGCCUCGGGAGCCUUGUGAAGAUAAACGAU
Molecule: messenger RNA, 1364 nt
Organism: Eucalyptus grandis
Lineage: Eukaryota; Viridiplantae; Streptophyta; Magnoliopsida; Myrtales; Myrtaceae
Product: 1-aminocyclopropane-1-carboxylate oxidase homolog 12
Exons: 3
Coding region: 37-1119 (360 amino acids)
Source: RefSeq, a predicted model, not a curated record